GCUGUGUGAGGUUGUGAACGCGCUGCUACUGAACACCAGUUAUCUCCUCUCUACUGGAAGGUUGCUCUCUUGUCCCUGCUCAAGUUCUCGUCAUUGUGGCUGCGCGAUGGCGCUGCUUCACCGCUUCGUGAAGCUACACGACCGUGGCAACACGCACGUCUUCAGCUUCGUGGUGACACGCAGCGUGACGCGAGACCUUCACCGCGACGUUACGAGCAAAGAACUCACCUAUGGAUAUCAACGCUGGGCAAUAACGUUCUCGAGAACCGACAAGCUUCUCGGUGUGUACUUAGUAUGGCGCAACCCCUGCGACGGCAUGAGGGUAUACAUCGACUUUACCUUCACCAUACUCAACCGCGAACACUUCAGUGUCAACGAAGCCUUUACGGGGAAACAAGUCAAAUUUACAUUAGAUUCCCCUGCCCAAGGCAACCGGCGUCUUAUCACGAUGGAUGAUCUCUAUUCGAGGAAUUUUACGGACGAAAAUGGUGAAUUUCAGUUGGAGUUGACCGUCGCCAACAUCAGGACCGUUUAUGAAACGGAGCUACGGAUUCCGGCCGCUGCAAACGGCACUAUGUCUCCCAGGAAAGAGAUAAAGCUGGAGUCUCCGUACUUCCACUUCGGCCACUACGACUGGCACGUCGCUGUGAGCAGCAGCUCUGGGCUCCAGGGCAGACCCUCCGUCACCCUACGACGGCUCACGGGGUUUGAUCAUCAGUGUAGGGUGAGAUAUUUGGUUGUGCUGGGAGAGGCAGACAAGAGGGCCGACUCUGGAAUUUUGGACCAGCUUUCUGACCAGGAAGGACGGACUCCAGGCUGGACGUGCUCCAGGAAUAGGAUGCUCGACCUCGUCCAGAAAGAUAAACUAAGACUGUACUUCGAGAUGAUUUUAGCCAACACAACAAGCGAGGUGAAGCUGCAACCCGUGGCUAGUCACGUCACUCCAGUCCAGUGCUACGACCGCGACAAGCAGGCCUGGGCUCUCGAGCCUGACUUGCACUCCGACAUGUUGCGCUUCCGUAUCGUCUACAACGCAAUCCACAAUGUCCCUCGCAACCAUCUCAGGUACGUGUGUUGGAACGCAUACCUGCUACGUCGCGCGUCCCGUGGCCUGGUGGACAGCGUGUGCCUGAGCAACGGUCCCUUCAGCAACUACUACGCCCAGGAGAGCAGCGAUGACGGCAUCAUCAUGGAGAGUGACAUCCCUGUGUCUGAGGUGCGUGAAGGCACGAGUCAGUACGUGGAUGAGCGCAAGGAAGUAACACUGCAGGUGGAAUGGGUAGAGUCGCUCCUGCUCUUCCAGUCAACCUACAGUAAAUACGAUGACGUCACACGCAUGCACAACUUCCAAAUGAGGCGAGAAAUCACUGCUUUGGAGGCUGAGAACUACAGCUUGGAAAGACAGUUAUUCAGUUACCAGAAAAGUUUAGCGUACACUCAAUCUCGAGGCCCUAGCUAUGUUGAAGAUGCUCGUUCCUACCCGCCGGAAAGCCAUCCAAAUUACCCGGAGGAAACUGCUCAAAAUGAGUACCAAGAGGGAGCAUCUGACGCACGAGGAAGUUACUUUUUACGACCGGCCGCGGACGCUUCUGGAUACCAAACACCUAACCUAAGUUAUGCGCCGGAACACGGAGCCGAGUAUCUCCGGCCGACCACGCCUAGUUUCCAACCUGGUGAACAAGUUUUCCAGUCUGGUGUUUACGCUAACGGUAAGAGAGAUUACGAUGGGCGUGACUACACCACUCUUGCAGGCACUAAAGCCAAUUUUGAUGCUAGGGAAUUCCAAAACAACAAGAAAGAAGCAGAAGGUCGAGACUUUGGCAACACCAAGAGAGAAUACGAGGCUCGUGACUUCAAUCCACGAGCUUUCGAGUACGAAAACUAUGACGGGAAUUUCCCUCCAGAAUCUGAUUUCGCUUGAGGGAAAAUCGAAACAUAGUUUAAUGUAAAUAAAUAUUUUCUUUAUAACUAUCAACAAAAAGAAUCUUAGAUGGGCAUCAUGUUUAUUCUUGGUUCCUCAAAUGUGGCAUUUGGAUUCGAAGUACAAAGCAAGGCUAGAACAUGCACACGGUUGAGAGUUCUCUGAGAAGUGCGCGUUCAGUUCUAGCAAUAGCAUUAGUGACUUUUAAUGAUUAUGUUCCCCAAAGUAAGAAUAUAGUACGAAUCUCAAGAUCAGAACUCAAAUGUCAACGAUCUAUCAUAGCAAGGAUAUUUUAUCAGUAAAAUAAUCAUCUAUCGUAUAUUUCCUAGAUAUCGUAUCUACACAGUAUAUAGCCAUCUAGGAUAUAAUAAGCUAUAGCCAGAGAAAAUUAUUUUUAGUCUAAGAAUCAGAUAUUCACCGCAAAUAUUAUGGACUGGCUAGAACGUAUAACAGGCGCACAACUUUGCUCUGCUCGUUUUUCAGUGUCGUAUUCUUUUGUGUGUUGGGUGCUACAGCUGUCCUCCUGUAAUAUAUUUAUUGGCUCCUAGAACCUUUGAAAAUGCACCAACUUCCUCUUUGAUUUUGCUUACGGUACUUAUUUUGAAUGGUUAGAGUCCGGUAAUUAAACUUCAAUCAGCAUACCCUAUGCGCUUAAUCGUACGAACCUUUACAUUACGUAGUAGCAGUGCUUAAAAUAAGAAGUUCCAAAAUCGCUGCAAUUUAGGCUUAUAGGAGAAGAGAAAGAGGGAAUCUGUUUUCGAACUUUCUUCUCCUACAUUCAAACAUUGUAGAAAGAAUUACAGGAUUUUUGUUUUAUCCUAUGCAUUAACAAUAACUGCUGUUAUUUAUUCCAAACGCCUAGAAGUAGAAGAAAUGUACGAAUAACGAGGUACUUUGAAUAUAUUAGUUUUUUCCAAAGUUAAUUUUUAUUUGAAGUAUUUUUUACAAUUAUUUUAAUUACUAUUGAUUUAGGCCCAAAAACCUAUAUGUUUACCCAUACCCCGAUUCCACGCGAAAAUAUUAGUUUAAUAGUCAUGACAAAUAUUCGCAUGACACAUAUUGAGAAUAGUCAUGACAAAUUCUCGAUCGCAUCCUAAACGAUUGUCAAUUGUCCUCACGAGUCAAAUUGUAUCCAUAACAGAUGAGGGUGAAUAUUCGAAAUCAGUCUUCCUUCUGUUCCAUCUUUCACGUCGGCAUUUAAGGACCCAACAUUAUACAGUAGAUAGGUUCAGCUUACUAAAUUUGUUUUAAAUAUUACCAUUCUUGAAGCUACCAAUAAACCUCUGUUAAGAUAAAAAUAGCUCGUUUUUAAAGUAGAUAUCAUUAAGGAUCAGCGUUGCGUCCCAACCUAAGACAACUUGUUCGUAUCAAAAUAUUUAUCAUUGCAUGCCCCCCUUGCCCUAAAAACUUGUUUGAGGACCGAUCCAAAAACCAAGUGACGCGAGAUCCGGGCGCGUUCAGUGGGAUAAGUUCGAACGUCAAACAACCAAAUAA
Hyalella azteca is the source of this 3415-nucleotide messenger RNA. RefSeq lists its product as uncharacterized. The transcript has 8 exons. Bases 107 to 1921 code for a protein of 604 amino acids. The record is from RefSeq and is a predicted model, not a curated record. NCBI's taxonomy places the organism in Eukaryota, Metazoa, Arthropoda, Malacostraca, Amphipoda, Hyalellidae. Gene Ontology annotation, molecular function: protein binding.